GUGCUACAGAAGAACAAUAAGAUAACGACGUCGUACUGUGUCCGUGUCGUCACAGAUUGCGAGCCGCACUUGUGCCACACCAGUUGCUGUAGCGCUCCCGACAACCAGCUUUCCUGUCAUCCGUGCUCGUAAUCUGUCGCACGGACGGUCUCGCCAGCCGUCUCGCUUUUGCAAAUCGGUCAAGAUGUAAAUCAAAGUCAAGGAGGCUUUUUUUCACCCAUAGUAAUACAGAAAACGAUCGGGCAUUUGUUCGUCUGUCGCGUGAGGCACGGGUCACGGGUGCGUUUGGCUCGGAUAAGAGUACACAGCGCGCCUUGCUGCGACAGCACCCUCCCCGCCUCUCUCCCAGAUACGUGGUCCAACCAAGAUACGCGGUUCGGCAGCUCGCAGAAGAUAUUGCCGUGGUCGCUGGCAAGCCAGCGGUCGUGGUCAUUGUGGCCUUUGACGGUGUGUCAAACGCGCACCGUACCAAAACGCGAGAAGGAAAUGCGCACGUCUGCUUCUCCGGAGCACCGCCGUUCAGUACCACUGGAACCGAACCUUUGACCUGUCUUCCGCGCGCAGCUUGGAGAGGAGGCUCGAGCGACGUGCUUGACAUAUAGCAGGAACUUUUUCUUGUUGCCGGAAACACCAGCGGAAGCGUUGUUGCGCAUGUGUGAUUUUGGGAGACUGUAGUCCAACGAGCUUGUUCUGUGGCGUGUGCGUGUGUUGCUAGGCUUGUCGCCAAGCUUAUCUAAUUCCACUGUUGAUGGUUUUCGCUUGCACCUUGUACGCGUGAAGGGAUACCGCUUCGGCUGAGAAGGCAAGACGCAAGUUGUGGACGUAUUGCUGCAUUCGCGCCAAGCGCAGUUGUCUGUUGGCGAGGUUCGAACCGCGGGAACGACCCGGAAGUUGUUUCGCUCCGUUGAAUGCGCCCUGUGUGUAGUUGUUGGCUUGGCUUCUUAGCUCCGUUCCUAGGUACUUGAGCAACACGUUAAUCGGCCCCCCAUCGUCGGCAAAUCCUGCCCCGAUUGUCGCGCGCGUGUACGGCCGAAGCCGACCGCAAAGGUUGAAGACAGAUUCUUUUUUUUUUUUUUGCGUGGCUGGUGACGUCGCCUGUGACGGCGAUCGUUCGUGCAAAGUGCAGUGAAGCAGCUGGCCCGGAUGUAGACGCCGUACUUCCAGACGACUUCCAGGCGACACUCACCACCCCCGCCUCAGGUGGUUCCAGACGACUUGUAGACGACUUCCAGACGACGACCACCGAGCGCCACACACGGUUCCAGGCGAUUUCCAGACGACAGUUUCAAGCUUGACAGACAAGCGAGACACUUGUCUACAUUUCCAAGGGAUUUCGCAGCUGCCUCGCGUAGAGGAACCACUUACAAAGCACGAGAAGAUGGACGCCAAGGAAGCCGUGUUCUGGAGCAGCUACUCCGCCGUGGCAACGCCCAACAUUCAGGAGGAGAUCUUCGUACAACGUUCGGCACCAGGCAGGGCUUGGUUCUCCAAGACCGACUCCACCGCGCUGCCUCCAAUCACAAGGAAGCAGUGGCUCAUCAUUGUGCUUAUAUUCUUCGGCAACUUCUGCGCCGCUCUGAGCUUUUCCCUACAAGCGCCGUUCUUCCCCAAGCAAGCCACGGAGAAAGGCGCCACGCCCACAGAGUACGGCCUCAUAUUCUCGUCCUUCUACUUCACCAUCUUCCUCAUCGCGCCCGUCUACGGGAAACUGGUAGCCGUGGUGAGGCCUAACGUAAUGCUGAACGGGGGGUUCAGCCUUACCUGCCUCUGCGUCGUACUCUUCGGGUUCAUCAACCUGGCCCCAGCCGGCAGAACGUUCGUGGCCCUGGCGUUCCUGAUCCGCAUCCUCGAAGGUCUGGGCGCGGCCGCCUACAUCACGGCCAGCGCCACCAUCAUCAUGUCCGAGUUCCCGGGCCGCAUUGGCACCGUCCUGUCGUCCUUGAAGACAGCCUUCAGCGUGGGCGUUAUCAUCGGGCCAACCAUCGGUGGUUUCCUUUACGACAUUGGUGGCUACACGACGCCCUUCGUCGUCUGCGGCAGCAUCGGGUUCGUCUGCAAUCUGGUUACGUACCUCGUAAUCCCCAGCAUAGAGGACAAGCACGACAGCACCCCGAUGGACCUGCGCAAGUUCUGGAGCGGUCCCUUGAUUUACAUGUACGCGGUGGCCAUCUUCGGAAGCUACGUCUGCGUCGGCUUCAACCAGGCGACGCUUGAACCUCAUCUGAGAUCCUUCAACCUGUCCACCACGAUCCUCGGGCUAGUCUUUAUGAUCCCUGGCAUCUGCAAUGGCUUGAUGACUCCCGUCUGGGGCUGGUUGUGCGAUAAGAAGGUCAACACCAAGCUGCUGACCGCUAUCGGCGCCUUCUUCACCCUGCUGUACCUGCUGUUGGUCGGCCCGGUGCCCUUUUUACCCUUCGGCACGAAGCUCUGGUUGGUCCUGCUGUCCAUGGCCUUCUUUGGCAUUGGUAUCGGCGGUGCCUCCAUCUGCGCAUUCAUGGCGACCCUGGAGUACACGCUGAGCCGGGGUUUCGAAGGCAGCAUUGCCACCAACGGUCUGGUUUCUUCCAUGUUCACCCUGUGCCAAUCCGUCGGAUCUUUCACGGGUCCCGCUCUCGGAGGCGUCCUGCUGCAGCACGUUGGCUACGCAUGGGGCACCGUGGUACUGUUCAGCUUUGAGGCCAUCGUGGCCGUUUUGGUGACUACCGUCUACAUUCGCGAAGUGUGCUGCAGUGGCGCCCCCAUCGGCCGGUCCGCUACGCACGGGCGACUGUUGGACGGCGACACAGCGGCGAACUCGGCCAGCUGCGAGUUCACCACAGUUUCGGACCAAGUGCAAAGAUCGCAGCAACAACAGCGGCAAAGCCAGUACGGCGCCUGCAACGGAGCCGGCCCGGCCCGUCUUAACGCUUGAUUGUGUCCGUGGUACCCCGUUAGGGGCCAGUGCUUUUUGUUGGUGCGGGACGUUCAUGCUGCCCCGAUCUCAUGUCCUCGCCGUGCCGGUGGUCUGGAUCGCAUGUUAGGGAAGAUCUAGCUCUCCAAGCAUGUGGCUCCUGAGCUCAUGGAUCCAGCUAGCGAAUCAGGACUUGUAUAGGAGCGCACGAAAGAUGUAUGAUUUAGAAAAAGAAACUUAGGCCUAAUUGCGGAUUACGCUGCUCACGACAAACCCGUCAGCCAUCAGAAUGCAAUCCUGUCAUAAAUUAAUUAUCGUGAGAUAAGUUUCACUAGUUCGACAAACGUGUCUUUCUAGUGUUUUGCCGUUAGGGAAAAAAUGAACGCACAUAGGGCUAAUCGCAAAUCGCACUCAUCGUAAGCCCGUCAGGGUGCAUUUCUUUAUAAAACAGUGAUUAUCACCCAAUGAGUCUCGGUAUUACGACAUACAUGUGUGUUCGACGCUUCUCUGUUAGGAACAAAAUGGACGCACGUAAAUUUCUUGAUAUAUUAGAGUACCGGACACACGAUGUUGGAAAAAAGAAUUGUUCGAGCAUAUAUGACCAUGGUUACCACUGUGGGACGCAGUUGCAAUCUUGGGGUGCAGUGUUUGUUUCUAAACGCACAGCUCUUUGUGAGUGAUUACACUUUUAGCGUACUUUUACACCGUAAUGAAUAGAAAUUAGCCAUUUCACUCGUAUGAGUGCGGAAGCCAUCUGGAAAUAGUGCUCGUCGUAAAUAUCCCAGGCAACUUGUUCUAGCAAAGCUAAGUUGAACACUUUAUGGUUAUUAAAGGACGCACAGACAAACCGUUGCAGAGAGGUAAAGAAAUUUCGGAUAUCUUCAAGGUUCGCAGUGGUGGUGAGAAUAUGAACUAAUGCUGUUUGCGUUUCAAGGACACAAUUAGUGCUUUGUAGCAACGUUUUACACAUCUCAAGGUGGGCCUUUUGUCAUGUGACAUUAAUCACCAUUUCUCUUGUGCUUUUCCAUUCGCCUGGCCUUUCUAGUCGGAAAACACUGCCAGGCACUUGAAUGCGCAUAUCGUUGCUUAAAGAAAAGUUCUGUUGUAGCAGUUAUGUUUCACCGUUUGAAAUAUAACCAUCUUCCGCGAAUAGCUCCUUCUGGAACGCAAGGUGAUGUACCCGGUACACAAAGUUUAGUAAAGCAAAUGCGAGAAUUGCCACGAUUACCGUUGUGGGAUGGGACGUAAUUACACCUAUAGAGCGUAAAUAACGCUCUGAAAAAAAAAACGUACAGCUUAAUUUAAACCCUAAUAUGCACCUUAAUGUGUCUAAAGUUGUCAUAAUUGAAGGGUGCGCAUUUGCCGUUACCAGCAGCCUUCUUUUCAGUGUCUCUCUAUGGAGCUUACUCAUCUGGUGCAUGUACUUACAUGUUGCGCUUGUGUCGGAAAGUGAAACCCUCAAAGGAUACAGCUGCCGCUGAAAUGGUGCUUAUGUAGUUGUGCGUCCCAAAAUACGCCUCAUUUGGUUUGUAGGUCGAUACAGCUGGCAGGGAUGAACUGUCAUUGGAAUAUUUAUUAUUCGCAUAGGCGAGGGAAAGGGUGGCGGCGAGAAUUGUUUCUUAAAGUCCACUCGCCGAACCCUGCACGAUCAUGGCCAACGGGGAGAGCCAGAAGAGGUACAAGCCUCUCUUUUUAUCUUAAAUGUUCUACGGAUUUUAACAGAACUAGUCCACUUUUAGUACGUGCGAGUCUUGCAAACACCCUGUGCAGGUUUUUUGUGUACCUGCGGCGUUUGCACCCGCCCAAACGCGGGGCCGUACCGCCAACGUUACGAAUUACUUGCUGUUAAAUAAAACGUUCCCGAG
This is a messenger RNA of Dermacentor albipictus, 4755 nucleotides long. Its product is annotated as MFS-type transporter SLC18B1-like. Lineage: Eukaryota; Metazoa; Arthropoda; Arachnida; Ixodida; Ixodidae. Gene Ontology annotation, biological process: transmembrane transport. Gene Ontology annotation, molecular function: transmembrane transporter activity. The record is from RefSeq and is a predicted model, not a curated record.